This is a messenger RNA of Ceraceosorus bombacis, 720 nucleotides long. The record is from the annotation of a GenBank genome assembly. NCBI's taxonomy places the organism in Eukaryota, Fungi, Basidiomycota, Exobasidiomycetes, Ceraceosorales, Ceraceosoraceae.
AUGGUGUCAAAGGCUCACUUGCUUGGCCCUGAUUGCGAGGCAGCCUACAAAGAAGACCUGCUCUACAUGGCCGGGUUAAAGGAGCAGAUCACCUUGGGAGGCUUUAAGCUCUUCAUUACUGGCCUCAAUGGUAAUGUCAACUUCAAGACCCUGGUGGUGAAUGCAAUGCUGGCUAUGGAGAAGCUGAGGCUCUUCCUGCCGGCACUGCUGACACCAUCGGAGACUCAGGCACGUUCAAGGAGGAGGGACUGUGCCUUCCCAGCAAUCAUGCCUUCAAACAUCAGCCUGAGUCCUGCGGCAGAGAGUCUCCUCCAUGGCCAAGCAUUUGUGCACAAGUCUGCUUUCUUCAGCGCAGCGCACAUCUUCUUUGCGGACCAUGCAGAGAGGAAAGGGAGAGUGGAGCUUCGCCUUGCAGAGGUCACCAACCGGGAGCUGAAGGAGCGGCAUGCAGCAGGAGAGCGGUGCUUUCUAAGGGCAGUGCCGGCGACGGAACCAGCACGAUUCAAGUGGCUGGCUGCUGGCCCAAAGACGGCUGGACUUGCGCACAAGCUGCAACAGCAAUGCAAGCUUCAGUGGGCGUCCAUGACUAGCGCCGACUGGUCGGAUCUGGAGGGGCAACAUACCUUGCGAGUAUCGGUCAAGAAGCCGAGUCAGAUUGCGAAUGCCCUGGCAGAACUCCUUCCCUGCCUUACUCCCUCUCCCCAGAGUCACAGUGCCUAG